This is a messenger RNA of Rhagoletis pomonella (apple maggot), 431 nucleotides long. RefSeq lists its product as uncharacterized. The coding region runs from base 102 to 431 and encodes 109 amino acids. The record is from RefSeq and is a predicted model, not a curated record. NCBI's taxonomy places the organism in Eukaryota, Metazoa, Arthropoda, Insecta, Diptera, Tephritidae. The transcript is spliced from 2 exons.
UAACUGGUGUAAAUGUAGACUUAAUUCACCGCUUUAAAAUUAUAUUAAAUACUAUAAAUAGUAGUAAAAAUAUAGAUGUUGGUAAAUUCCAUACGUAUUGCAUGGACACUGCAAAAUUAUAUGUAGAGCUUUAUGGCUGGUACUACAUGCCCAUCACUGUGCAUAAAGUUCUCAUUCACGGCAGCAAAAUGGUAUCUGAGGCUAUAUUGCCAAUAGGAAUGUUAUCCGAAGAAGCGCAAGAAGCAAUGAAUAAGGAGUAUAGAAACUGUAGGCUAUUCCAUUCUCGUAAAAAUUCACGUAUUUCUACGAAUGAAGAUGUAAUGCCCUAUUUGCAAAUAUCAUCAGAUCCUUAUAUUAAUUCAUUUAGAAUGAGAAACAAAUUAAAAAAAUUAGAAUACCAUGAUGAUGUUAAAAAAUUAUUGAUUGAAUGA